Molecule: messenger RNA, 1557 nt
Organism: Scylla paramamosain (green mud crab)
Lineage: Eukaryota; Metazoa; Arthropoda; Malacostraca; Decapoda; Portunidae
Exons: 1
Coding region: 1-1557 (518 amino acids)
Source: RefSeq, a predicted model, not a curated record
AUGGCGGUGGCCGGGGAGGACGCAGGGGUAACACUCGUCUCCUUCCGCUGCAGUAGGGCCGCCCACCCCCAGCACCCACGCACCAGAGACCCGCCGCCCAAACCGCCUAGGCCUCCCUCGUCAGAAACACGCCGCAGCCGGUCCAGCGGUGGGCGCCGCUCCCUGUCACGCCUCCUGGGCCGCUGCGCUGAGAGUGAGGAGGAGGAGGAGCAGCAGACGGCUCAGCAGCAGGAGCAGCAGCAGCAGCAGCAGGAGCAACAGAAGCAACGCCGGCAACAGUUAGCAAACCACAGACUGUCAGGCGUGCCCGCCGAGCUGCCAGACUCCCCGGAGCUCAGCGUCGACAAGAUCAAGCUGGUGGGCUUCAAACGCUCCCACUCCUUCUGCGUGCAACCCAAGAAGAGCAAGAACGUGAGCUGCCGCAGCAGCAGCAGCACCCGCCCCGGGAAGGAGAACGGCCCGUGGCCCUAUGAGUCCCAGACGCUGAAGACUUCCCGCGAGGUGAAGAUGGAGCGGGAGCGGCUGCGGCAGGCCCGCGGCGAGACGCUGUGGGCGGAUAAGGACGACGUGUUCUCCUCCUUUAUUCGGCAAAACCAGGAGCGUUUCAACACGCUGCUGGAGGAGCGGGGCUUCACCCACAUCCCGCCGCCCGCUGGCUUCGGCGCCCCGACGCGGCCCUCGUCCCUGCUGGCCGCGCUGUCCUGCGGUCCCACCAGCUUGGACGAGGGCUCGCUGUCAGGGGCGGCGCGCCGACGGACCACCUACACCAUCCGGCGAUCCGCCACAGCGGGUUUCACCACUACCACCACCACUACCACCACCACCACUAACAACAAGGAGAACGGGAACGCGGAGUCGGAGGGAGUGGCGGAUGGAGAGGACUCCCCGCAGCACUCCGCUGUAAAGGAGAAAGAUGAGGAGGAAGAGGAGGAGCCAUGGUGUGACCUGCCGUCCUCGCCGCUCAGCCCGCCCUCACCUUUCCACCACCCCUUCUUCCGGCACCAGCUGGGCCUGCCCACGCCCGUGGCGGACCCCUGGGCGAGGUUCUCGGGCUUCGGAAUGCCGCGCCUGCCGCAGGUCCUCCUGGCUCACGCCCAGGCGCAGCAGGAGGCGGCCGCCGCCAGGAAGGAAGAGUGGAACAGAGCGCGAGAGGAGGAAGGCUCAGCGGAAGAGGACGAGGAAGAGGACGGUGAGGAACACGUGAGGCGGAGGCAGCCCCCUCAUCGCGGGGGGCGGGACGCGGCCAAUACUGCGUCACGUCGCGGCACAGCGUCGUCAGGUACUGCUCGUCCACCAACUCCUACAAGUAAGUCCGCAACACAAUUAUUACCUCUUGUUUGGGUAUGGGGCGGGGCGGGGCGGGGGAGGAGAGGGGAGGAACAAUAUACCGCCUCCCUUCCCCUCCACCCCGACAAACACCGGUCGUCACGCCGGGUGUCACUGCUUGGCAGGGAACAUGACAGUCGGGCGGCGGCUGUCAGAAGGCUUACGGCGAGCCUGUGUCACGCUCACCUCGCACUCACCGCUCUCACACUCACCUCUCAACGCGUGGGCUAA